CACCUGCCCAAAAUAUAACAGGCGUUACCAUGGAUCUGACAGCAUCCAAUGAGGUCCGUCCACGUGGAAUCAGAUGCAGUGCCCACCGCCGACUUAGCCUCCCUCGAAAGUAAGAGAAUUUUCCCUCGUAAGCCAAGAGUGAAAUGAAAUGAAUUGAAUCGAAUCGAAUCCUCCUCCCUUGUCGCCACCCUUCGUUGCAUUACCCGUCAGGGCAAGGCCAGCAUAAAAACAAAAAAACAAAAAAAAUAAGAGAAAAAAGAGGAAAAGAAAAGGAAGAUAGGUUGAUCAAACUCCAAGGUCUGGGUGCUUAUUUGAAUUUUGCCUUUGGAAUUACAUUCCCCAACCUCAACAAGUGCGUCGCCCAAAGAAUAAUAGAAAUUCCAUUGAGGAUGCAACGUGUUGUUGACAAUGCUCUUGCUGUUACUAAAGAGUCAGUGAAGACAUUCACCUAUGAGUGGGUGAACAAUAUUGUGAGGGUAAUCAAUGAAGUAUCAGCUCUAUUGUUGGCAUUACUACCGGGAAAGGCUAAUAUGCUUGAAGGUGUUCAAGGUUGGGAGCUAAGACCAACCUUUCGUGGACCACGAUUUCCACGAUGGAUGGAAAAUGGUGUGUCCUCAUUCAACCAGUUCAUUCAUGAACUUGCUGUGGAUUCUGAUGUUUCAAGCGUGGAAUAUUCAUCUGGAGAAGAAGAUAGUGAUGGAUAUGAGUCUCCUGAAUCUCCCUUAUCUCAAAGUUCCAGAGCUUCUAGAGUUAGUGCUACCAAUCAUGGUAGGCAUCCGACGCAUUGGAUGCAGCAUAUCUGGCUUUGGAUUGUGGUGUCUGUAAAAUUUUUGCUGGGAGCUCCAUUUCAUCUAUUCAAGUUAGCUUAUUCUGGGGUGUCAAAAGCACUUUCUACCUCCACAAAACAAGACCCUUCACAAGUACCUUCACAUAAAAGAGUGCAAAGCCAUAAGGACCAAAUUAUCCACCGAACUACUGAUAGGAGACGUGGACUCAUCGAGGAUCUUCAUGUAGGCAUUGAGAUAUCCAUAGAAGCUGUGUUUGACUUCGUUCACAAGGCAGUACAUCUCCUUCUUUCUCCAUCAGAAAUGUAUGAGAAAUUAACCAAGUUGUUUUCAUCUUGUAAAAAUGAUCAUGAUAGUGGUGAAGAUACCUCCAUCUCUACAACUACACUUGGAGAUAUUGACCCAACACCUACAGAGGGAAAUGCCAGUUCUCGUCAGCCACUAAACACUGAUGGCAGGACAUGUCAGGAUGUCAUAACAGAGUUUGGGUAUCCUUAUGAAGCUAUUCAUCUUGUCACUGCAGAUGGAUAUGUACUUCUUUUAGAAAGAAUACCUAGGCGAGAUGCAAGAAAAGCUGUUUAUCUUCAGCAUGGGAUUUUGGAUUCGUCAAUGGGCUGGGUAUCUAAUGGUGUUGUUGGCUCUCCAGCUUUUGCAGCUUAUGAUAAAGGUUAUGAUGUAUUUCUGGGAAAUUUCCGCGGUUUGGUUUCUAGGGAGCAUCGCAACAAGAACAUCUCCUCACGUCAGUAUUGGCAAUACUCCAUCAACGAGCAUGGGACUCAGGAUAUUCCUGCUAUGAUUGAAAAAAUCCAUGAAGUAAAAACUGCGGAAUUGAAGCUUAGUAAACCUGAUAUCGAGGAGGAAGCUAAUGAUGAUCAAGCUUACAAGCUUUGUGCAGUUUGCCAUAGUUUGGGAGGAGCUGCCAUUUUGAUGUAUGUUGUUACAUGUAGGUUAGCACAGAAGCCCCAUAGACUUUCAAGAUUGGUUUUGUUAUCACCUGCCGGUUUUCAUCAUGAGUCUAACCUGAUAUUUAAAGUGGUAGAGAAUGUGGUUUUGAUGGUUCCUAGUUUGUCUCGUAUCUUCCCAGCCUUCUAUAUACCGACCAGAUUUUUUCGCAUGCUCUUCAACAAGUUAGCUCGGGACCUGCAAAACUUACCUGCCGUUGGAGGACUGGUUCAAACUUUAAUGGGUUAUGUUGUUGAUGGGGACAGCUCAAAUUGGGUUGGAGUUCUAGGACUACCACACUACAACAUGAAUGACAUGCCAGGAAUAUCUUUCAAUGUUGCUAUACAUCUUGCACAGAUAAAGCGUACAAAAAGGUUUAGAAUGUUUGAUUAUGGGAGUGCAGAUGCUAAUAUGGCGGUGUAUGGUUCACCUGAGCCAUUGGACUUGGGUGAACACUACGGCCUCAUCGACAUUCCUGUUGAUCUGGUUGCUGGGCAAAAAGACCACAUUAUACGACCUUCAAUGGUUAAGAGACACUAUAAAUUGAUGAAGGAUGCCGGGGUGAAUGUGUCAUAUAUUGAGUUUGAAUAUGCUCAUUUGGACUUCACCUUCUCCCACGAUGAGGAACUUUUGUCAUACGUUAUGUCACGUUUGCUGCUGUCGGAGCCAAAUCCGAAACAUCAAGUAAAUAAAAAAGCGUUAAGGUUAAGGAGGAAACAACAGCUUUCACCUAGUGGGUAGAAUACGUUAAAUUCUACUCGCACUCAUCUCUUCCUGAAGUACCUGAUGCGGCUAUGCACGUUUGAUACAGAGUUGCUCUAUGAUCUCCUCCUUCAAAGUUAUCCUUUUGUGGCUUAGAUUUUUUUUAAUAGACCUUGUAAAAACGUGCGAGUCUACAUUGUAAAAUAGUGUUUUACCAUCUGAUUGCUGCAAAGGCCUCAGAGAAAGUAUACGUGUAUUUCCGCCGAUAAAAUGUAUAUUGUUCUUGUAUGUUGGUAUCA
Molecule: messenger RNA, 2728 nt
Organism: Arachis ipaensis
Lineage: Eukaryota; Viridiplantae; Streptophyta; Magnoliopsida; Fabales; Fabaceae
Biological process (GO): lipid metabolic process
Source: RefSeq, a predicted model, not a curated record